AAACACAAGAAAGAGUAGCUGCUACUGCUUUUCUUAUAAGUCCAGAAUAAUAGUGGUUUCCCUUCCAAUCCACUCCCCAAUUCCAAAGAGCCCACACAUAUAAAAGUAGAAGCAACGACACACACACUGCUACUACUAGUAGCAAGCAAAGAAAGUUCUAGAUCAGGCAGAGGGCAUUAUCGUCAUUUCCCAACGACCCCACUCUCUGCCUGAAUACACACCAACACCAGAGUCUCGCACACAGUGAUUUCUUAUUUUUUUGUUUUGUUGAGAGAAAGUUGGAGUCGACGACGACGACGAGGAGAAAUACCGAUUUCUGUGUGACUGUUGUUUCCAGAUUGGUUUCCAAUUCGGGCAAGUGAUUCGUUAUUGGUGCAAACAAAAGAAGUAAGAAUGGAGAGGAGCACACCGGUGAGAAAACCACACACAUCCACAGCAGAUCUGCUCACUUGGUCUGAGAAUCCCCCAGCCGAUUCUCCUAACCUUGCCUCCUCUGCUUCUCGCUCCGCCACGCGCUCCCACCAGCCGUCGGAUGGGAUCAGUAAGGUUGUGUUUGGAGGACAAGUCACGGAUGAGGAAUUCGAGAGCUUAAACAAACGGAAACCUUGUUCAGGGUAUAAAAUGAAGGAGAUGACUGGUAGUGGCAUAUUUCAUGGAGAAAGUGAUGAAGUAGAAUCUGAAAUUGCCAACCUUACUCCAGCUAACAAAACAGGAAUACGCAUGUACCAGCAAGCCGUAACCGGAAUUAGCCAUAUCUCUUUUGGUGAGGAAGAUAGUGUAUCUCCCAAAAAGCCUACUACUUUGCCUGAGGUUGCAAAGCAGCGUGAGUUAAGUGGGACACUGGAAAGUGAGGACGCAAAUUUGAAGAAGCAGCUUUCUGAUGCAAAGUGCAAGGAGCUUAGUGGACAUGACAUCUUUGCACCCCCUCCUGAAAUCUUACCUCGGCCAGUAACUGCUCGUACAUUGGACUUGAAAGGAAGCAUAGAAAUUGGUGAAGCUGCUCCAGUACGCACAUCUGUCAAAGUUUCUAAUCCUGCUGGAGGUCAGAGCAAUAUUAUGUCCGAUGAUGAACCUGUUAUGAAGACGGCCAAGAAAAUAUAUAACAAGAAAUUCACAGAGCUCUCGGGAAAUGACAUAUUCAAGGGUGACGUUCCUCCAUCAGCUGCUGAUAAAUCACUGAGUACGGCAAAACUGCGAGAGAUGAGUGGCAAUGACAUCUUUGCUGACGGGAAGGCAGAGUCUCGAGACUAUUUAGGUGGUGUACGCAAGCCCCCAGGUGGCGAGAGCAGCAUUGCCCUGGUUUAACAUGUUAGGUCUAACUCAGUUGUUUUAUGAUCCCUUGGUGUCUGGUUUUGUUUUUAGUCCUAGCGAGGAUGUGUUAUUAUAUUAUUUGACCUUGCAUUCUGGGUUUCGGGAAUUGGGAAUUGUGGUUAGGUUUUAACGUGUCAACCAGAACUAUGGACUAAAGUACUAAUUAAUUGGGUUGAAUGUCCAUAAUCUUGUGUUUUCUGCGGCUUGUCUUAAUGAAAGUGCUUGGGCUGCUGUUAGCACUUUUAGCAGCUUAAAUUUUAUCA
This is a messenger RNA of Quercus robur (English oak), 1574 nucleotides long. RefSeq lists its product as uncharacterized. NCBI's taxonomy places the organism in Eukaryota, Viridiplantae, Streptophyta, Magnoliopsida, Fagales, Fagaceae. The transcript has 5 exons. The record is from RefSeq and is a predicted model, not a curated record. Bases 394 to 1305 code for a protein of 303 amino acids.